Bacidia gigantensis is the source of this 1977-nucleotide messenger RNA. RefSeq lists its product as uncharacterized. Gene Ontology annotation, molecular function: calcium ion binding; alpha,alpha-trehalase activity. The transcript has 3 exons. The coding region runs from base 1 to 1977 and encodes 658 amino acids. Gene Ontology annotation, biological process: trehalose catabolic process. NCBI's taxonomy places the organism in Eukaryota, Fungi, Ascomycota, Lecanoromycetes, Lecanorales, Ramalinaceae. Gene Ontology annotation, cellular component: cytoplasm. The record is from RefSeq and is a predicted model, not a curated record.
AUGACAAUUGAGGCCCACCACAAGCGAGCCAAUUCCCGAAAGAGUCUGGGUAACGAUGACAGCUUUCUUUUUGCCGAUCGAAAGCUUGUUCUUGCAGUUGAUACAACCAAGGAGGCAUUGCUAGAGCAUGAGGAUCUUGACGGGGACGGGCUAAUCACCGUAGAAGACACCGGGCCGAAGGUGACUUCCAGAAUAUUACCUAACUCACCUGGCAAUGCGAAGCUGACUCUGUACAAGUGCUUUGUUACUUCUAAUUUAUCACCUGACGACAAUCAGGUUGUUUGUAUUAAGGGAAACUAUGCACUAGCAAAUCUUUUGCAGGAGCUUUUUCUUGCUGAAAAAAGGGGUCAGAAGUACCUCGAGGUCAACACUGGCCAUUUGAGUGAGGACCCCAUCCGGCGGCUGGAGCGACUCAUCAAGGGUUCUUGGUGGGACAACCUCACUAGAACUACUGACGCGGCGGGGGUCGCAAAGGCAACGUUGGACUCGAAGACAAAAGGGACUGAGGAAUCUCCUCGAAGAAUCUACAUCCCAAGUGGAGCUCCAGAGCAGUACACCUAUUUCAAGCGCCUUUCGGAAGAAAAUCCAAGCAUGCAUCUAGACGUGCAAAAGCUUCCCGAUGGCGGACUUGAUUCGGAUUUCAUCCACAGCCUCAAUGCAAAGCCUGGUCUCCUUGCUCUUGACAUGAAACAAGAUCCAAAAAUCAAAGGGGCUCUCACAGGGACUCCGUUUAUCGUACCUGGCGGUCGCUUCAACGAGCUAUAUUAUUGGGAUACAGCCUUCUGUGCCUGGGGUAUGAUGGAAACCCAUGUCGAAGUGGUCAAGUCGAUUAUUAAACAUUUCGUAUUCGAAAUAAAGCACUACGGCAAGAUCUGUAAUGCAAAUCGCUCCUACUAUCUUGGGAGAUCACAGCCCCCUUUCCUCACGGAUCUUGCUUUACGAACGUAUAAGACCUGUCAACACGAGGUUGACGCCAAAGAUCGUCUGCGCCUUGCACUGCUUGCUGCUAUAAAAGAAUACAACGAGUAUUGGAUGGCACCACCUAGACAUGAUAUUUCCUCAGGACUCAACACAUACAGACCAAUCGGUGUAGGCUUUCCCCCCGAAUGCGAACUCGGUGCCUUCAAUCAUAUUCUCGCACCCUAUGCAAAAAGAUACGACAUCAACAUUGAGCAAUUUAUUACGAAAUAUGAUACCGGUGAGAUCUCAGAAGCGGAAUUGGAUACAUUUUUCCUUCACGAUCGAGCCGUUCGUGAAUGUGGUCAUGACACUAGCAACCGAGUCGAAAGCGUGUGUGCAGACAUGGGAACGAUCGACUUGCAAUGUCUUCUUUAUAAGUACGAGAAAGACAUCGCCUGGGCUAUACGCAGCAUUUUCGAUGAUCAACUUUCCGUGCCAGCCGACUUUAGUUCCUCGAACGAGGGUCAAGUGAGUAUUGAAAAGUCUGCCAAAUGGGAUCGGGCGGCAAGAAAACGAAAAGAGUCAGUCAACCAGUACUGUUGGAACGAAGAAAAGGGCAUGUACUUUGACUUCAACAUUCGAACCCGUAAACAAAGUGAUCACGAAUCGGUCACAAUGUUGUGGCCUCUGUGGUGCGGCAUUGCAAGCGCGCAACAGGCAGGCAAGCUUGUAGAGAAAGGGCUGCCUCAUUUUGAAUGCAUUGGUGGACUGUCAAGUACAACAGAGAAGUCUCGUGGUCUCGUUGAUGAUGCGAAUCCACAGAAGCAGUGGGACUACCCUCACGGCUGGCCUCCGCAUCAAAUGCUUGCUUGGGAAGGUCUGAAGCAGUAUGGGUACCACGAAGAGGCUGAACGCUUGAUAUAUCGCUGGCUCCAUAUGGUUCUCAAGGUCUUUGUUGAUUAUAAUGGUACGGUUGUGGAGAAGUACAACGUCACGACUCUCGACGCACCACAAAAAGUAGACGCGGAGUAUGGAAAUCAGGGACUGAAUUUUAAAUACGCACCACAAGAAGGGUGA